Messenger RNA from Nomia melanderi (Alkali bee), 1000 nucleotides. The record is from RefSeq and is a predicted model, not a curated record. Lineage: Eukaryota; Metazoa; Arthropoda; Insecta; Hymenoptera; Halictidae.
CUUUUGUCAGACAGCUGGUACCCUGGUGACGUUUUUGGAAAGAAAACGAGUGCGGAGAGAUCUGUCGGCGAGACCGAGGAAAUCCUUAACGCUUCAGAGCCCUUCAGAACUUAGAACAAAUCGAAUUUUCAGUAUUAUCGAUGACUGAAUAAAAAGGUGGUGAGAAGAAACGACAAUCACGUAACUUUCAAUUAUUUCUCCUGACAGUUUUCAUGGAACUUUGGAGAAUUUAUUUCCUUGUAUGUAGGAUGAUCGAUUUGCGAUGGUCAGGUCGAAAGGAAAUGCUAAAAAAGACGAGCCGCCGACGUACAAAGGGUACAUGGAGCUGAGGUCAAUGUCGAAGCGUCCGCCGCCACCUUACUCACAAGUGAACAGUUUGAAGCAUGUGAAAUUACACAAUUCCGGAGACCAAAACGACUCCAAUAAAACAAAAGAAAAAGAGGAUGUUUCAUCCACAAUAGAGAUUAGAAGUGGUUGUACCAAGUACCCAAAAUGCAGACAUCUCAGCUAUUGCAUCACUGGAUUGUCAAUGGUCCUAGUCUGUGCUCUUCUAAUCGCUUUGUUCUUCCCUUAUCCGCUGCAUGCAUCGUGCAUUGUUAUAUGGAAAUUUAGAGACCCUUGUACUCACACUAUGCAAAAGUUCAGGUGGCAAAUCCUCAACUGGUCGACCAGUGUCAACUGUGGCUUACAUGAUGCCAGGUGCCUUUAUACACUUAAUGAACCAAAAGCGAAUGAAACUAAUGUGAUCAGAGCUGUUCAUCUCGGAUCGAACAUGAAAACUAUGGAGACCAUCAAGAUCACUUUUGAAACAGUGAACGAUACCUGCGUGGUAACGGGUGAAUCUGUGUCGAACGAAUGGUUCAGGAUAUUUGAUCAUGGUAAAAAUUACUGUAAUUUGCGGAAUCUGGUAACCGGAAUCGGUUUCGACAGAAGCCCGAGGUUCCUUGAACUGACUACCAACGCAAUUUGCACGCAAUACAACAUGGCGAUCUGUCAAUAG